AAGAGGGCAAAAAAAAAACCUACUCUGUUUCUGGCUGGAGGAAGCCAUCGGAGGGGAGUAAUGGCGAGCGGCGCCGUGGAGAAGACGGCGGACGAGCUCCGCAAAGAAAUCCAAGAACUCCAGCGCCAGCAGCGCGAGAUCACCGAGCGGCUACGAGAUCCGAGAGGCCUCCGCCGCGCCGGCCUCGCUUCCAACGGCCCGCGCCCCACCGGAGGACCCCGCCAGCGUGGUGUUGUUCGACCCGCGGUGGAAUCCGAGGACCAGCCCGUUCCCAAAAGACGGCUCCUGUCAGCUGUUGUCAAGGUGGAUGGUGGAGAAACCAAAGAGGAAGAGAGCGGUGCGAAUGAUGCGAAGGAGAAGGAUCCAGAUGGGGAAGUGGGGGCGGCCUCCGGUGGGGAGAACAGUAAGCCAAGAGCUGUGAACUCACAGAGCAACGGAGGGUUCAGAAGGGAUGAUAAUACUCGGUUGCGGAGGAUGGACUUUGAUAUUCCAACAGAACCGGUUCCGAGGAACCUGCCGAAAGAUGAAGACCCGAGCUUGGUCAAGAGGAACAAAAGAAUGCUUGGACAACUCUUGGGGACGCUGGAGAAAUUUCGUGAAGAGGACAAGCAAUUAUCUGCAACAGAGGCAUACAUGCGUAGGUCAGAUUCCUUACGAAGGGCUGAACAAAAGGCACGUGAGGAAAGUGAAAGGUUAAGGCAACAAGAACGAGAACAAAUUGCGGAGAAGCGCAGGCGUGAUCUGACACUUAGAGCUCGUGUGGCUGCUAAGGCAGAAGAAAAGAAGUUGGAGCUGCUAUUUCUUCUCUGGGCUGAGCAUCAUAAGAAGCUAUCCAAUUUUUUAAGGACUAAGGCAGAACCCCCGAUAUAUUAUAUGCCGGCCAAACCAUUAGUCGAGGAUACUGCUAUUGUCGAGCAGCACAAAGAACAGGUUUUUGUUGAAUGGAAGUCAGCACGAAGAGCUGAGUUGUCAGAAUACCAAAAGCAAAUUGAGGAGCAGCAUAUUUCAAAUGUUGAGAAGGAGCUGGAAAGGUGGCAGAAUGCUCGGAAUGCAAGGAGAGCAAACAAUCUGGUGAAUCUGCAGGAGACGAUGGACAAGGAGCUAGAGACACACAAGCUGGAGCAUGGCCCCAAGACACGGAGGAUUCCAGGUAGCAAUGAUGAUGAAGAGGAUGUGGAGGAUAUCGCAGCUGAGGAUGAGCUAAUGGAUGAAGUCCUCGAAGUUCAUGAGAGGAUUGAUGGUGAUGCAGCCAAGCUGUCUGAAACUGGUAAUAGUAGUCCAAGCCCUGUCGAGAUGCAAUAGGGGGUGUAGCAACGAGGUUUCACCUUAAGGUAUCAUGUAUUUCAGUAAAAUUUAUAUUUUGAGUUUGUGUUUGGCAACCUUAUGGUUCUGAGGUUGUAUUCUCUUCUUUUUUGGCUUUUGAGUUUUCCAUAUUAUCUGCAUUAAGUCUUGCAUUGAGACAUCAGACCCGUCUCUCUUGAUCUCGUGAGAGAAUCUUGUUUUGGGACCAGAUUUGACGUUCUGGAUAUUUUAUAUCUCAGCAGUAUUAUAUUUGAGUUGGCAUUGUAUUGACUC
Molecule: messenger RNA, 1575 nt
Organism: Elaeis guineensis (African oil palm)
Lineage: Eukaryota; Viridiplantae; Streptophyta; Magnoliopsida; Arecales; Arecaceae
Cellular component (GO): catalytic step 2 spliceosome
Source: RefSeq, a predicted model, not a curated record